UUAAAGUCCCGCUCUUUUCAUUUUCUCUCACUUGAAAACUAACCAUACAAAGAUCUAUUUUUCCAUAUUUGUCUGUGCCUAAUCUCUGGAUCAAAUGUUGCAAGACCAGGCGACCAGCUCUCUUGCCGCCAGCUCUCUGCCUUCGAGCAGUGAGAGGUCUUCCAGCUCUGCAUUCCAGCUCGAACUUAAAGAAGGCAUGGAAAGUGAUGAGGAGAUCAGGAGAGUGCCGGAGAUUGGAGGCGAAUCAGCCGGAGCAUCGGUCUCUGGCAGGGAAGCCGGUUCGGUGGCCGGUCCAGACCGGGUCCAAGUGGCAGGUGAGAACCAAAGAAAGAGGGGAAGAAGCCCAGCUGACAAGGAAAGCAAGAGGUUGAAGAGGUUGUUAAGGAACAGAGUCUCUGCUCAGCAAGCGAGGGAAAGGAAGAAGGCAUACUUGAGUGACUUGGAAGUUAGAGUGAAAGACUUGGAGCAGAAGAAUUCUGAGCUUGAUGAGAGGCUCUCUACUUUGCAGAAUGAGAAUCAGAUGCUUAGACAUAUAUUGAAGAACACAACAGCAAGCCGGCGAGGAGGUAGUGGUGCAAAUGCUGAUGGAUCUUUGUAGGAUAGGGUGUGAGAGGAGGGUUUGUAAGAAAUCUAAGGAUAGAGCUACUCAAUGAACAUAUGUGAGGCAAUACAACUUUAAUAUUCUGAGACAAUAGACUUGGCAUGCUUAAUUUAGAUUAGCAUUUCCUUUAAGUUAUCUUCACUAUUACUGCUUCAUUUGCUUGCCACCUUCUUGUUCGUUUCUGUAUGCACAGAUUUUGUGCCAAUUGUGGCAUCAGAAAUGUGCAGGUAUGACCCAAAGUUUAUGACCUAUCACACAUAAUGCGUAACCAGUGGACGAUGGAAGAAGGCGUGCAUGGUGGUGUGAUUAUAGCAGGGUGAAGGAAAUAGUAGUGGUGGUUUUGCAAAUGUAGUUAAGAGUUUGCGUACUGGUUACUCUGGAAAUGUUGUAAAAGCUUUAUGGAGGAGGUUGAGUGUAUCACUAAUUCAAUGAAAAGAAACAUAAAAGUAAUAUCUAUAUUCUUUUUAAAA
This is a messenger RNA of Rosa rugosa (rugosa rose), 1071 nucleotides long. RefSeq names its product transcription factor HY5. The record is from RefSeq and is a predicted model, not a curated record. The transcript is spliced from 4 exons. Gene Ontology annotation, cellular component: nucleus. Gene Ontology annotation, molecular function: DNA-binding transcription factor activity, RNA polymerase II-specific. Gene Ontology annotation, biological process: red or far-red light signaling pathway; regulation of photomorphogenesis; positive regulation of transcription by RNA polymerase II. Bases 95 to 598 code for a protein of 167 amino acids. NCBI's taxonomy places the organism in Eukaryota, Viridiplantae, Streptophyta, Magnoliopsida, Rosales, Rosaceae.